CGUCAAGAAUUUCAUCAAGAAUGACAAAUGUAACACUGACAAGCUUAAAACGAUUCUGUCAGACCAUAUUUGUGAGCAUAUCAACACUAUUGAUAUUGGCAACCCAAAUUUAGAGGAUCAAGUUUUUUGGGACCUCACAAAUAGUGGGAAGUUCUCUAACAAGACUUCUUGGAAUCUGGUAGGAUUAGGCGGAGCUCUGAGAGAUGAUAAUGAAGAUAUGAUCAUGGCAUUUUCUAUUAAAGCUCAUUGUGACAACCACAACAUUGCUGAAGCCAAGGCGGCAUGGUACGAGAUAAAUUGGUGCUUACAAAAUGGGUAUAACAAUUCUACAAUAGAAUCGAAUUCUACUGUAAUCACUGACAUGCUUAAGAAUAAGAAGGCGAGCAACUUCAGAUUGAACAAAACCAUACAAGACACAACAGAGCUUCUUAGACAAGCAACUGUCAAGCUUACCCAUUGCUACAGAGAAGCAAAUCAAUUGGCUGAUUGGCUAGCCAAAUUGGUCAUGGACUCACAGGCUGACUAUAUGUAUUUCUCGGCUCAACAACUCCCAAAAGGAGUAAAGGGCCCCUUUAUCAUGGACAAGAUACAAGUUCCAAGCAUUGGAUCAAAAGUGGAUAAGACUAAUUUUUUUAUAAGUUAAUUUAACUCCAUGUAUAGGAGUAGUAAUGAGUAAAUGCUCAUUACUCUUUUGAAGGAUAGUUGCUAUCCUUGUGUUGUAAUCAAACUUUAUGAUAUGAAAUACAACACU
Molecule: messenger RNA, 751 nt
Organism: Capsicum annuum
Lineage: Eukaryota; Viridiplantae; Streptophyta; Magnoliopsida; Solanales; Solanaceae
Exons: 2
Coding region: 218-643 (141 amino acids)
Molecular function (GO): nucleic acid binding; RNA-DNA hybrid ribonuclease activity
Source: RefSeq, a predicted model, not a curated record